CUGAAGCGCAGGGUGACUGACUGCUGUUGCCUCUCAGACUCGUAUUUUCUUAAAUUAAGGAUUCUAAACACUAAUAAAUAUGUCCACUGCUAUGAAUUUCGGGUCGAAGAGCUUCAAACCUCGGGCUCCAGACAAAGGCUCUUUCCCUUUGGAUCAUUUUGGUGAGUGUAAAGACUUCAAGGAAACGUUCAUGAAGUGCCUGAGAGAUAACAACUUCAACAACUCCAUAUGCCGACUGCAGUCCAAAGAAUAUCUGGAAUGCCGGAUGAACAAUCAGCUGAUGGCCAAGGAGCCCCUGGAAAAACUGGGAUUCAGGGACCUGAUGGAUCCUCCUCCCAACGAAGCAGACAAAGACGCUAAACCCUGACCUGCCUCAACACCACAACUGCUGCUUUCAAAAUGCAGGGAUGGUGUUACUGUGGACUUAUCAUAUCCUGCAGUGUGUUUGGAAAUCAUGACAACCCUAGUACCCACAGAAGCAUUUUAAACAGAGAGACUAAUGCGAGUGUGAAGCUGAGAGGAUUUUGAGGAUCCUGCUGACAUUGAGUGGAGAACAUACACGAGGUUACAGACCUCAUUCUAUCAAUCACGUGUACAUAAAAUAAAAAUGUCUAAUAUAUGGAGAUGCUAUUUUGGUGUGUCAAUAAAUCUUUUAUAUUUAAACUCAA
Molecule: messenger RNA, 668 nt
Organism: Scomber japonicus (chub mackerel)
Lineage: Eukaryota; Metazoa; Chordata; Actinopteri; Scombriformes; Scombridae
Gene: cox19
Product: cytochrome c oxidase assembly protein COX19
Exons: 3
Coding region: 80-367 (95 amino acids)
Biological process (GO): mitochondrial respiratory chain complex IV assembly
Cellular component (GO): mitochondrial intermembrane space
Source: RefSeq, a predicted model, not a curated record